Messenger RNA from Mesoplodon densirostris (Blainville's beaked whale), 780 nucleotides. RefSeq names its product protein FAM209-like. The record is from RefSeq and is a predicted model, not a curated record. NCBI's taxonomy places the organism in Eukaryota, Metazoa, Chordata, Mammalia, Artiodactyla, Ziphiidae.
AUGGCCUUCUAUCACUCCCCCGCCUCUCUUUUUAUUGCCCACUGGAAAUUUCACCAUUUCCCUUUAAGCCCUACUCCCAGGCAACCCCUGCGAGCCUCUUUAUCCUCUGCCCUGAAGUCAUCACAAUGGCCAGAGCUGGUUCUGGCUCAGGGCCUCUGUGACAUCACCAACCGCCCAGCCCAGCCCUGGUGCCCAGGCUGGUUCCCAGUCUCCGGGUGCAAGGGCAGACCAACCCACCAUGAGCCACUUUGUCCCCCAUCUCUGCUCACCAUGUGGACGCUGAAAUGGUUCUUGUUCUUUGCUCUGUGCCUCUCCUGCGGCUCUGCCUUUAUGUCUUCUUCCCUGAGAGAGAAAGCCAGAGAACCCAAGGAGAAGGUGCCUUGCGGAGGGCACUUUCGAAUUCGGCAGGAUCUCUCAGAGCAUGUCCAAGGCUGGCUUGGGAGCAAGUGGCUCUGGCUUUUUUUUGUUGUCGUGCUGUAUAUGAUGCUAAAGUUUCGAGGAGAUAGCGAGAAGGAGCAGAAUAAUCCUCCUGCCCUUCAAGGCUGUUCAUUUCGCUCUCCAACAAAGAAAAAUCAAAAUGCUUCCCCCAACAAAGACUAUGCAUUCAAUACCCUAACCCAGCUCCAGAUGGACCUUGUGAAAUUCAUGUCCAAGGUGCAGAAUCUGAAAGCCGCCAUGGCAACCGGCAGUACUCUCAAGCUUCAGAACUCAGAGGUGCCUGCAGACCCACACAAUAAUAUUACAAUAUAUGAGAUAUGGGAAGAAGAAGACUCGGAGUGA